Ceratina calcarata is the source of this 7872-nucleotide messenger RNA. RefSeq names its product voltage-dependent calcium channel subunit stolid (gene stol). The transcript has 23 exons. Gene Ontology annotation, molecular function: voltage-gated calcium channel activity. Lineage: Eukaryota; Metazoa; Arthropoda; Insecta; Hymenoptera; Apidae. The record is from RefSeq and is a predicted model, not a curated record. Bases 1584 to 5156 code for a protein of 1190 amino acids. Gene Ontology annotation, cellular component: voltage-gated calcium channel complex.
UCUUUGCCCGAUUUUCGCGAGGAAGGCGCGAUCAAAACGGGGCUGUCGCGCGUAACAAUCGGUUCCUCGAGCGAACGCGUGCAUCUUCGCUGUACUACAACAGAGUACGACGCAGUUUCGACGACGCAUUUUCGACGCCGUGCGUUCCCCGCGCGCCGUGCACCUUGCGCAGCGAACACCCGAUUUUUCCUAGCAUUUUUUCUUCGUUUCAUCUCCUCCGCUCCGUUCCCCUUCUUUGCUAGAAUCCGUUCCCUCCGCCACCCUUUCGCUCUCUCCCUUUCUAUCUCGCUGUCUCUCCCUAUCGUUCACCCUCACCGAUUCCCCCUCUUCCGCGCGUUUCUACCCUCUGCCUACUACUAUCACUCCCUUGUCCCACCCUCGUCCUUCAUUCUUUCGGGUUCUCUGCGCGUUACGGUGUGAACAUACUUGAGAGAUCGCGCGACAAGGCGGUAAUCGGUGGUGCAAUCGUGAAUAGCAGGAAGGAGAACGGAUCGCGGCCAACGGAACGAUGUCUCAUUUACCCUGGAGACGAGGAGCACGCGUCCGCGUCCAAAGGAUACGAUAAUAAAGACGUUCGGCUCGAGGGGGUGGUCCGACGUACGAUCACAUUUUUUCUCCUUCGCUCGUUCGUCUCCCGGUUGGUUCGGUCCUUCGGCCGAUCGGUCGAUCGGGUGUUCGCGUAACGUUCCAACGGGAAGCCGGGGGUGGAACUCAUUUCAGUCUCUCUCUUUCUCUCUCCGUUAUCUGAGAUGAUCCGCUCGUUCGCGAGGCUCGCGUCGCGCUCCGAGAAAUGUGCACGACGAAGAACAGAGCGCUGGAGGUGAAUCGUUAUCGUUACGUGCUAUUGAACUUGGACUGAGAUUGGCCGUACGGGAUAUAUCUAUUUUUCGUGCACCGUCACCGUACCAAUCGUAGUUAACGUCGGUGUUAGUAGUUUGCGAUUGAACGCGAUGACGCGACUCGAAAUCGAGAGAUAGACGAGACCUCCGGCCCGGGCGUAAAUCGUAUACGUGACAUCCCAGGUACGACUGAACUAUGAAUUAACUGGGAAUGCGAAAUCGUUUAAAUCCAGACUACGUACUACGAUCCGCAUAAAACGAAAUGGAAGUCGGACGGCGGCUGCACGAUUAACGUAGUUCGCGAUCGAGCAGCGCGAGAGGGGUACGUUCGUGGGUGGAAAUGAGAGAAGGUGAAGAGUCGCGCGUACAAGCUUCGACGUACUAGCGGGUGGCGUGUACACGGGGCUUGUGUGCUGUGCCGUGGUCGUGUGUAUACCAGAGUUUCUACGUGUACACGGAUAAACAAAGAUUCGUAUCGGCACGGUGAAUUCACGCACGUAACGCUGACUCGCGUGUUACGGCCGAUCGAUCGCUAGUUCGAGGGAGCGGUAAGACUAAUUCUUUUUACCCCCGCCGCGUGACCAGUUUGCUUUGAAUUAACGCGUGUACAGUGUACACCACGCUCUCACCCCAGAGAAAACGAUCGGGCUGCUUCGUUCGUCUGCAUCUUCUCCUCGCAUUGCACGUACCUACGCGAUUCCACGUUCCAGUUCUACAGGGUUGUUCACCGAUACCGUCGAAAUAAUGUUUCUGUCCGUCGAGAAACUCGUGCAUUACGGAGUGUUGUUACUGUUGUUCAUCAGAUCGAGUUACCAGCAAGAGGAGGAUAUACCCCAUAACGAAGUGAAAAACUGGGCCUUGAAAUUCGGCGUAGAUUUAUGGGAAUUCAGCAAACAGGUUACAAAGAUGAGCGAGAUACAAAGGAAAUAUCAUGACAUGGAUGCCGAGGCCGUAAGAAAAGAUGGUCUCGUCUUGGUGCGAGAAAUGGCCGCGGAGGUGAAAAACAUGUUGGACUUUAAGAUGAACGCGGUCAUGAGAUUGGUGGAGAGCGCGGAACAGGCAGCCGUGUCGGCGCCCAGAGACGGGAACGUAUCGCCUAAGUAUUACGCUUCUCACCGGUUCGACAGUUCCGGGGAUGGAAAAUCGAACGGACAGGAAACGUUCCUCUCGCUUAAUCGACACUUCGAUCAUCUGGCUGUGAACGUAUCCCUUUCCGCGGUCUUACUACCUGCUGGAGUCAAAGACACCGAUCGCGACGUAGCCUCCGGCAUUCAGUGGAGCGAAUACUUGGACUUACUGUUCGUCAACAAUUACGAAAGCGAUCCCUCGCUUUCGUGGCAGUACUACGGCGCCACUUCCGGAUUCUUGAGACGCUUUCCCGCGAUAUCCUGGCCGCCCAUCGAGCAACGAUCGAACGGUGGUAGCAAAACAGCGGCGAGGGUCGUUCGAGACGUGUACGAUUUUCGGAUUUCUAACUGGUUCGUCGGCGCAGCGAACAGCCCCAAGGAUUUGGUCAUACUUCUCGACAUGGAGUGUUACUCCUCCGACAAGAACAAACGCCUGGCCUCGACUACCGUCAAAACCAUUCUCGACACCCUAGGCCCCGACGAUUACGUGAACGUCUACCGUUACGGCGACACCGCGGAGGAGAUCGUUAAAUAUUUUAAGGACAGUCUGGUCCAGGCAUCGCCUGCGAAUAUCCACGAGCUGAAAGUGGCGACGAGUUCGAUGAAGUACGAGCAAUUACCGAUGAACGUAUCGGCCGCUCUUAGCACCGCGUUUGAGACCCUCCACAGAUACAAUAGAACCGGCCAAGGUAGCCAAUGCAACCAAGCGAUCAUGGUAAUUACCGUCGACAACGUCGGCUUACCUAUCGAAGUGAUAAAAAGGUACAACUGGCCGCAUAUGCCCGUUCGGAUUUUCACCUAUCUCGUGGGAGGUGACAAGAGCCCGGAGUUGCAGAGCACAUCGUGCACGAACAAAGGAUUCUACGCGAGGAUCACCGAAAUGGAGGAUAUCAAGAAUAAGGUCUUCGAAUACGUGAAGGUGCUUGCUCGGCCAAUGGUCUUGUACCAACACGAUCAUCCCGUGCACUGGAGUCCAGUUUACGUCGGUGGAAAGAGCGACAGAUACGGCAACGAAGAUACAGGGCAGCUACUGACGUCCGUUUCCGCGCCUAUCCUGGAUCGCCGAAAUUAUACGGUGAAAACGGCCAACCUGUUGGGUAUCGUCGGCACGGACGUGCCGAUCGAAGAGAUACAAAAAUUAGUUCCCCCAUAUAAGUUAGGUGUCAACGGGUAUUCCUUUAUCGUCGACAAUAACGGUCACGUUCUGUAUCAUCCGGAUUUGCGGCCAUUGCCUGGAAACGCGGACUACGAGGAGACGUUAAAGCCUACGUAUCUUAGCGUAGACCUGUCGGAGGUCGAGCUCGCAGAGCAUGAGGGACAGUUGUACUCCAUGAACAACUCCCUUCUUCUAGACUUGCGGCACGAUAUGAUUGAUCAAAAAGAAGGGGAAACAAACUUUUUUACCAAAAUUCAUUAUGACAAUAUGAGACGAGUGGCCAUUAGGCGUCACAAUUAUUUUUAUAAACCGAUCGAGGGAACACCGUUAUCGUUGGGACUAGCGUUACCCGAGGGUUACGGUAUGUUCCAACUGCAAGCCGAACAAGAAAUCAAACACGCGAUAAUAAAUGUGACCGAGUACUUUAAGGGGAACAAUUGGAAGGUGCAUCCGGAUUGGGUGUACUGCGAGUACAGUUCGGCUUCCGGUAAAUGGUUCCCAACCCCCGAGGAACGCUUUCUCCAUUUUUUGGCACGAACGCGGAGCCCGGGGUGGAAAUGGAUGUCCUUGAGGCCAAGGAGUCCGAGCUCGCACCAUAAGCAAGCGAGCAAGCCCGACAGAGAUGCUUAUUACUGUGACAAAAAGUUAGUUCAGUCGCUGGUGUUGGACGCGUUGGUCACCGACGUGCUCGACAAGAAAGCCGCGAUGCACAAAGAGGAGAAUCCGAGUCAAGGGAAAGGAACGUUCGGCGUAACGAGGAGUUUCAUCGCGACCAGGAGCGGCCUGUUCCGUUGGCACGACCAUCAAGAUACCGACAAAUCCACCGAUCAAACACUGUUCGCCGAGAAGUACGCGAGGGCGAUGGAUUCUUCUUGGUACAAACGCGCCGUGGAUCAACACACGAUAGAACCGGACAGCUUCGUCUUCAGCGUACCAUUCGACGCCGCCAACAGUCCGAGUCCUUUGGUCACAGCGACUCACGCGAUUUUCAUCGGGAAGGGUCACAAAGCGCCUGCCGCGGUCGUCGGUUUGCAAUUUCAACAUUCCACGUUGGCCUCACGCUUCGUCAAUAUUACUUCCACGUGCAGCGGUACAAGUUGCAAGAAAUCCUGCGCUUCCGAGGCAUUAGACUGUUACAUUUUGGAUAACAAUGGUUUUGUUAUAAUCAGCGAACGUCACGAGCAUACAGGGAAAUUUUUCGGUGAAAUAGACGGCACUAUAAUGGAUUCCCUGGUUCAGGACAAGAUUUACAGGAACGUGACGGUGAUCAACUAUCAAGGGACUUGCAGUCCACAAGAGUCUCAUCAAUCCUCUGCGUCGAGGACGAUCUCGGAGUCCUUUACAAGGACGAUUGCUGUACUGGGAAAUUUCCUAUGGAACAUGGCCUACGGAUUCAAUUUCCAAAGUUUGUGGCAGGUUGUUCUCGCGUUCGCUGGCGAACCUGCGAGAUUAAACGGUGACGAUGAAACGGUCGAUGCCCGCGAGUUUGAACCGUUUGACGAUUCGACUGACGAAGCGAUACACGAGGAAGACGAACGAUUUCCAAGACUGCCAGCGGUAGCUGCUGCAACCCCUGCGUUCCCCAGCGCGACGCGAGCCACGACCGGUCACUAUCCGCACAGAAAACUAAGAUCCUGUGAGAAAACGACGGACCUUUACAUCUUGCAACCGGGCAGACUGAAUUCGAGCAAUCCGUUGAAGGGAAAACUGACCAACUGUCACGACAGUGGUUGCGAAAGGCCGUUCAGCGUACAGAAGAUCCGUCACACGAAUCUAAUUCUGCUGGUGGUGGACACGCUGUGUCCGUGCGGUAGUAAACAGCUGAGCAUCGAUCCGACGGAGGCGGUCGCGAACAUAAGCGUACGCAUCGCGAGGAGAGAACGUCUGUAUCGUCGCAGGCCACCGAAAUGCAUAAACUACCACCCGGAAGAGAUGGAGAUAAAAUAUUGCGGUACCGCGAAUCGUCCUUGUCACUCGUUCUCCGUGCUGGCCGUGGUGGUCGCCGCAUACGCGGUCGCCACGCGACUCGCGUGACUUCGUUCACGAGUUCACCUAUUGAAAUUACACGUACUUACUUACAUAGUCACGCACGCGCGCGCGCACACUUGACACAUUUACACAACGACACGCGCACACACAUAUAUACAGACAGGACAACAGACAUUCUCACGGAUUAAUGUACUUGAAAUGAAUUUAGCGUUGACGUUUCUAUGAAACAUUUAUGAAAAACAAAAUGGUAUACUAGUUGAUCGAUUUAAUACCUAUAUACUGAUAAAGAUACGUGCAUAACGAGUAAGGGAGCAGGUGCGUGCGCGCGUACGCGGCGCGUACUCUUCGAUCGCGAGUCCUUUUCCCUUUCGCGAGGACCAGGAGGGAACCUGUAUCUAAGUACGUAGGAAGUUAUUUACUUGCAUACGCGUGCGUCCGCGUGCGCGUCAACCCUUCCGGAAUCACUGUCCCAACGUUCGUGUAUUUUAAAGGGACACCGAGGAAGAUCAUCUUGCCAGAGCUGUCCGCUAUAAUUUCGACAAUAAACGGCCGGUUCUGGCAAUCUUCUUACGAGUUUAGUGAUAGGAGAAUAUAUUACAGUGCGACUGAAUCGUUCAGUCGCGUUAAUUGUUGACAAUACAUAAUAGUAUUAAUAGCGUUUCAGCCUAAAAUUUAUUUACAGGAUUCCUUUAGGGUUGACGUGGCCGCGUUCGCGUAGAUGCAAACAGUCGUCUUCGAUUGCUCCGUGCUGACAGAAAUCACCAUGGCUCUAACGAAUCUUACAAUUAGUUAGUAGCGUAAUUUGCUUCGCUAUAAGCGUGGCGGAAUCAAAGGCACCGUUGACAUACGCGUUUAAUUGGCACGCGUGCGCGUGCACGCAGGACAUGUGUACAUAUCGGGGAUACAUAAUGUUAAUGUUGAUCUAUCAUUACAUAUUCCAUUAUGAAUUUUGUUGCAACAAAGAAUUGUGAAUAUUUCUUAAUCGUAUUACAGCGUCGAAGUUAAGUCUAAGGAGGUGACGAUUUAAAAAGGAUAAAUCUCAUGUAUGUAUUCGCGGCGCGUGUUUCAAUAAAAUGGGAACGGUGGCCGUCUUGUACAGAGUUGGAAACAGUUCGUCCCGGAACGGUUCUCAUCUCAGUUGAAUCCCGAAAUCCUUUUCGCGACUGUUUAAAAAUGUUCACUUUAAAAGUGAUUCUGAGGAGAAUGUUUCCGACUCUGUGACAGACGCAACGCGCCAAGUCAAGUCCAGAUGCGUCGAAGUAAUUGGAUCAUCGUUAGACUGCGGGUUUCUGUGCACUCAUAGAAAAUUUCCUUGUAAAAGAGUGCAUAUGACGCAUACGAUUUGUAAAAAUAUACAUAACAGCCAAUGUAAGCAAUAGGUUAUUAAAUUUAAGGGGUGAAACGAUUUUCUAACUGAAUUAAAUUUUUAAAAACGUGCUUGCAAACCCUUUUGAUUCUGCAGAAAAGUCCGCAGUCUAAUCGUUACAGUCCGAACGAAGACUUUCCUUUUUCAUCGUUCGAGCGAGUUUUAAAGGCGUUCCCGUUUCUUAAACAUUUUGAUGUAAUCUACGCAUACGACACUAUCGUCGAAUCCAUACGUUUUUUGAGGAGUGUGUGCGUGUGUGCGUCGAUCAUUUGUCGGAUAUCAUUUAGCCUAAUCACCGCGCGUACCGCAGGGUACGGUUUCACGCUUGCAAAUCUCGCGGUGUUCCGAGCGCGCAUAAUUGAUUAAUUCCAAGGUAAACGCGAAUAAGCUGUUGUCGAAACGUUCCUAAAUCUACGAUUUGAUUUUCAAUCGAAGAGGAAACAUACGUAAUAGGGGAUCCGUCGCGUACCCGCGUCAUUCGAAUUUAUUAUUCCAGCGAGACUCGGUUUGUUGGAGACGGGCCUGUCGAUUGCCAAAAAUACGUCGAUUUGAUUGUCGCUCGGUAUGCAUUCGAGUCAACGUUUUCCUCGGGCGUACAACGCGUCGCCGACAUAUGGUCGAAUUUUUACAUUGAAUUUACUCUUGUUUGUUAGACGAUGCGCUGACUCUCCGCUUUUUCGAGAGAACUUUCCGAACGUUGAGAUUGUUAAACGCACGCUGGAAUCGUUCUGCGGAGAAAUCAAAACGAAUCGCUUCUUGCGAGACUUGUACGCUGCAGUCGCUAAAAGUACACGGAAGAAGAGAGUUGCGAGGGAACGGGUGAAUAAGCUCGAUAGAGUAUCGCGGCAAGCUUGGAGCAACGAAAUAAUCGACUAGGGAACGAGAAGCGUCGUAGUGAAUUUCUUUUUAUUUAAUAUUAAGAGAACGUGUAAAGCAUAUCAAAUCCUUCCGAACAACUAUGUCUCUCAGCGAUGAUACUCGCAACUGUCGUCGACGAUCCAAACCAUGCACAAUGGCUGUUAAAAGUACGAGUAGUUUCUUGAUCUUCGAUACGAUUCUACGUUUCACUUUCACGAUGAUUGCCGUCAAUUUUUAAUAGACAUAUCAAUAAUGUUUAGACCGCAGGUUUCACGUGUUCAUAGGAAAAAGUAUUCAGAGAACAUGGAAAAUGUGAAAAGGAUGAACGAAUAUUUCUUUUUUUAUUCUCUGUGAAAUUCUGUGGUCUGACGAAUCAUAUCAAUUUUAAUUAUCAUUAACUGAAUUAACUGAAUGACCAAAAAUUCGAACCUUAUCCUUGCUUGAACGUUAAGACGAAGUACAUCGAUCUGCCGAUAACUUUUUCCAGUCAUUGUACGCACGGAUUCUCUCCGAUUUUCGGUCCCCGGUAAUGCGCGA